This is a messenger RNA of Arachis ipaensis, 1211 nucleotides long. The record is from RefSeq and is a predicted model, not a curated record. Lineage: Eukaryota; Viridiplantae; Streptophyta; Magnoliopsida; Fabales; Fabaceae.
CCCUUUUUUAUUGAGCUUUUGUCACAAAUAUCUCAUUCUACUCUUCACUUGGCACCUUCAUUCUUUCUGCAGAGAAAGCAAUUGGAUUUUCAUGAUGCCUGGCGUUAAAGUUCAUCCAUCAUACACAGAGUCGGAGACAUUCAUUGAGGUGGAUCCGACGGGAAGAUACGUGAGGUACCCUGAGCUUCUAGGAUCAGGUUCAGUGAAGAGAGUGUACAGAGCAUUUGACAAAGAAGAGGGAAUAGAAGUGGCCUGGAACCAAGUGAGACUGAAGAACUUCAAGGAUGACCCUGUCAUGCUUCAUAGGCUUCACUCCGAAAUCAUGUUGCUAAAAGGCUUCUCCAACGACCACAUCAUUUCGCUAUUCGCAUCCUGGAAGGAUGACGUCAGCAACACUUUGAAUUUCAUCACGGAAGUGUGCAGCAGCGGCAGUAUGAGGGAGUACAGGAAGAGGCACAAGAAUGUCUCCAUGAAGGCUGUCAAGAAAUGGUCAAAGCAGAUUCUAGAAGGUUUGAAUUAUUUGCACACACACGAUCCCUGCAUCAUCCACAGAGACCUCAACUGCAGUAAUGUGUUUGUCAAUGGAAACACCGGCCAGGUUAAGAUCGGUGACUUGGGCUUGGCGGCGGUUGUGGGGAGGAGCCACUCGGCACAUUCGGUUCUGGGGACGCCGGAGUUCAUGGCGCCGGAGUUGUACUCGGAGAAGUACACGGAGAAGGUGGACAUAUACUCGUUUGGGAUGUGUGUGUUGGAGAUGGUGACGAGAGAGAUACCGUACAGCGAGUGUGAGAGUGUUGUGAAGAUAUACAAGAAGGUGACGUCAGGCGUGAGGCCGCAGUCGCUGAAUAAGAUUAAUAAUUCCGAGCUGAAGUCGUUCAUUCACAAGUGCAUCGCUCACCCGCCCUCUGCUAGACCUUCUGCUGCUCAGCUUCUUCGCGACCCUUUCUUUCAUGACCUUCAUGAGUCAUGACCAACAUUUAAAAUGCUAACUCUGCUUAUUCAUGUCCUACAUGUAUUAUAUGUGUUCUUUUCUUUCUAUCAUAACAUCGUUGGUGUCUUGAAAGGUUGGUUUUAUUAGUCCCUUUUCUUUUAGGUUGAUAAGUCAAUCAGUCAUAGGCUACAACAUGUAAAUUGUUUUGAUUCUUUUACCCUCUUUCUGAGGUUGUAAACUUGUAACAUAGGGGCUCAAGAUAGGUGAAAUACAGAGCAUU